Prorocentrum cordatum is the source of this 505-nucleotide messenger RNA. The record is from the annotation of a GenBank genome assembly. NCBI's taxonomy places the organism in Eukaryota, Dinophyceae, Prorocentrales, Prorocentraceae.
GGAGGAGAAGGAGGAGGAGGAGGAGGAAGCGGAGGAGGACGAGGGGGGAAAAGAACCAGGAUGCCGCCGACGCCAGACGUCGGCCUGCCCUCGUCACCGCAAGAGGACGAAAGCAGGGAGCAGCGCUCUGGCACGCGCCAGGCUGCGGGCCGCUGCGCCAAGCCGCGCUGCACAGAUCGCAGCCCUGCGAGCCGAAGCUCCUCCGUGCCUCCUGCGAGCAGCACUGGCGCCUCCGCUCGCAGGGCCGCCCGCGGCCACGGCAAAAGGUGGGGCCGCGGGCGCCCGAGCCCGUCCCGAGACGCGCGCGAGAGCGCCGCGCGGUGCCAGGGGGGUGCCCCGCACUCGCCACAGGCAGGGCGGCCGCCGAGCUCGCGCAGUGGCAGCGUGUCAGCGGCGCCGGUGACCGCGUCGAGGCCCCCGCGGGCCGGGAGGGGGGAGCGAAGGCAGGAGGCCCGUGCGCGGGGCGCCCUGCCCGGUCUUGGGCGGCGCGCCGCGGGAGCGGGAG